AUGAUUCGUGCUUGGAUAUCGAUAUUGCCUGCGCUCAUACAAUCUGUAGCUGGUACUGCAAAAACUCAACAUCGACUUCGUUCGAGUGCUUUUGCGGUUCCUGGAAAUGCUACUUAUGAUUAUGUUGUGGUUGGAGGUGGAACAGCAGGGUUGGUCAUUGCAUCAAGGCUCGCAGAAAUAGCAUCUGUUUGCGUAAUCGAGGCAGGUGGUUUUUACGAACAAGACAAUGGAAACUAUAGCAUCGUCCCAUAUGGAAGCCUACAAAUGCCCUUGGUUUACUCAACUGAAGAUUAUCCUAAACAACCGCUCAUUGACUGGGAUCUAUUUUCUGUACCACAGGUAAAUGCUGGGAACCGGCGAAUACACUAUGCUCGAGGAAAAACGCUGGGAGGAUCUUCAGCACUGAAUGCGUUAUCAUACCACCGUGCUACUUCUGGUACGUAUCAGAAAUGGGCUGAACUUGUAGGAGAUGAGAGUUUCACUUUUGAGAAUCUUCUUCCAUAUUACAAGAAGUCUUGUCAUUUGACUCCACCUGAUAUUGUAAAAAGAAACUCGACAUCUGCAACAGUAGUGUAUAACACCACAGCUUUUGAUAACUCUUUUGGUGGGCCUCUACAAGUUUCCUGGAACAAUUGGGUUGAUCCCACGAUAAAUGCACUUGCGAAAGCUGUACAGUCUAUUGGUCUUCCAGUAAGUUCAGUUGGCUUCAGUAGUGGUUCUUUAUCUGGUCAUGGUGCUUGGGUCCCUUCGACUAUUGAACCCAAGAAAGCUGUACGAUCAUCUUCGCAGUCAAGUUUCUUAGAAGAAGCUAUUGAGAAUACCGAUAUCAUGGUGCAUGCCCAUACUCAAGCCCUAAAGAUCCUUUUCGCUUCUGAUUCACCAAAAAGAGCAAAUGCGGUUCAAGUAUCGACAGCAGGAUUUCAAUACACCAUUCAUGCGAAUAAAGAAGUCAUCGUAUCCGCAGGAGUUUUUCACUCGCCACAAUUACUCAUGGUAUCUGGAAUCGGUCCACGCCCUACACUUGAGGAACAAAACAUCCCGCUAAUUUCGGAACUUCAAGGAGUAGGACAAAAUCUAUGGGAUCAAGUCUCAUUCACUGUACUCAACCAAAUCAACACACCCAGUGCUGGAAGUAUUGUUGCAAAUCUGAACAACUCUGCCGAGAUAUUGCAACGAUAUUACGAAGAUGCUGGUGGGCCAUACAGCUCAGCAGCCGGUUACCUAUCUUUCGAAAGAAUCCCAGAAGAACUACGAGAAAAUUUUUCGCAACAGACAACAUCAUCACUAGAAUAUUUCCCAUCUGACUGGCCAGAAGCAGAAUAUGUAGGAGCAGGUUUUGGAGGUGACAAUUUCUCUACAAUUGGUGUUUUUGGCGGAGUACUUACAGCUCCUCUUUCCCGAGGCAAUAUCACUAUCAAGAGCGCUAGCAUGUUGGACCCACCUGUAAUCGAUCUUGGUUGGUUUAGUGAUCCUGCAGAUUCCGAAGUAGCAGUAGCAAUAUUCAAACGUAUCCGACAAAUAUGGGACAGCGACCCAGCUAAAUCUAUUAAGACAGGGCCUGAAAUUCUCCCAGGAGUAGCAGUACAAACAGACCAAGAAAUUUUGGAGUAUAUUCAACAGAAUUCGGCUCCAAUGUGGCAUGCUAGUGCCACAUGCGCAAUGGGCAAAACUGGCGAUACGAAUGCGGUUGUAGAUUCGAGGGAAGGGUGUUUGGAGUAG
Molecule: messenger RNA, 1719 nt
Organism: Botrytis fragariae
Lineage: Eukaryota; Fungi; Ascomycota; Leotiomycetes; Helotiales; Sclerotiniaceae
Product: putative gmc oxidoreductase protein
Exons: 3
Coding region: 1-1719 (572 amino acids)
Biological process (GO): secondary metabolite biosynthetic process
Molecular function (GO): oxidoreductase activity, acting on CH-OH group of donors; flavin adenine dinucleotide binding
Source: RefSeq, a predicted model, not a curated record